Messenger RNA from Eurytemora carolleeae, 2836 nucleotides. RefSeq lists its product as uncharacterized. The transcript is spliced from 14 exons. The coding region runs from base 107 to 2239 and encodes 710 amino acids. NCBI's taxonomy places the organism in Eukaryota, Metazoa, Arthropoda, Copepoda, Calanoida, Temoridae. The record is from RefSeq and is a predicted model, not a curated record.
UUGUUUUUUUUAGAGUUUUGAGGACCAUGCAUUCGUUAAUCUGGGAUCUGCAGUGUUUGCCAGGUUGAAGCCAGAAUUAGGAACAGUCCCAUCAAAUUCAGUGUACAUGUUCGUGGCUGUAAUGGGUAGAUCUAGAGUAAGCCCAGAAGAUACACAUUCACAGAGUCCUUCAUCUAUGAAUUGCAGCCCCUCUUCUACAGGAGAACAGUCCGAUACUAAUUGUAGUAUUAGUUCAAGCAUUCAAACCCACCUUCCUCCCAGAACUAUUAAAAUAAGAUUUCUGGAUGAUUUAAGUCCUUCUGAACAAGAGAAAUACCAGGUUGAACAGCUGAAGAAGCAGGUAGAGAAGAGAGCUGCUCUAGCUUCCUCAGACCAAGCACUUGAUCGGCCUCCUCAAUCUGACCGGCCUCCCCAAACCGCUCCAUCUGAUGCUGCGCAGACGAGACACGUUCCAUCGGAAACCAGGGUGACAGAGAAUCCGUUAGCAAAUCAAGUAGAACAACAAACUCCGAACCAAGUUCCUUAUCAAGGAGGACAAAAAACUCAAAACCAGGUUCCAUUUCAAGGAGGAACCCAGGUUCCAUAUCAAGGGGGAAUCAACCUUUCUAAUACAACAACUGGUCAAUUUAAUCCCAAUUCAGAAACUAGUGUGGAUCAUGUUGUUACUAGAAGCAGUAACUAUUCUCAAAGAGACUCCGCGCACAAUAAUCAAUCUGUAAAUCAUGCUGGACAUGAUCGGACAAAUCAACCAAGACAAUAUUCAGUUUACCCCAGCAGUGCUCACAAGGACCUGGAGAGGGUGGAAGGAGUGCCUACUGAUCGUAAUCAUGAUACUAACUAUGCUAGUCAUCACAGCUUACUUAGAAGACAUCAGCUUGCACAUGACAAAAAUCAAUGGUAUUAUAGAAACGGUACAGAUAUUACAACUACGAAGGAGAUUAGAGAACAGCUAGGGAGAAGUGAAUACAAUUCUGGAUACGGUUUGGAGAAUCCUGUUUUCCGAACUGAUGGCCCAGAUGACAGAUAUGACCGGUGGCGGACGGAUCGUGCUGGUGCUGGGAGACAUACUGAACAUCAUACCUGGAGAAGGUUCACUGUUGCCCAGCAAAUCAGAUAUGGGAUUAUACAGAGCGGAAACCAGGAAACACUCGCAGUAUCAGAUAGUGUCUUUAUCAGUGGUAGUGAAGGAUACAUGGCAGGGGUAGAUCCUGAAAACUUAGAUCUUUCUCAAACACAACAUCAGCCUCCAGGAGAGGAUGAAAACUCGAAUUAUGAUUAUUCCAAUGUUCCUAUGGCCGGGCUUCCUAUGAUAGGGGCCCUCAUGGGUAUGUGCCUGGGAGGCCCAAUUGGAUUCUUGGCAGGGGUCAAAAUUGGAGGUCUUGCUGCAGUUGGUGGCUCCAUUCUUGGCUAUACUGGAGCCAGUGUUGUCAGUGAACAUAAAGAGUUGCGGGAUUACAUGGAUGAACAUUAUCAAAACAAACCUGAGCUCUAUGUACAAUCUCCUCGUGAAGAGGCGCGGCAAAGACGCUUUUCGCGACAGCUGCCGGAAAUCCCCCGACCCCUGGGGUCAGCUGCCAGCAAGAAUGGUCCUAAUGGGUACAGCAAUGCGCGGGCUGCCGCAGCACUUUUAAAAUGGGACGCUAGUAGAAGGAGGCCUUCAGUUGUUCGUCUUUCAUCACAAGAUAAGUUUGUAAUUCGACCAACAGUACCAGAGCAACGGUUUAUACAACGGCAAUCUUCCACUGAACAAACUCAUAGAAUGCUUCCUCAAAGACCACCGCCAAUGCUAAGGGGCAACUCAACCGAGGCACGUUCAUUACGAAGUUCGCCGGUUGCCCAGCGUCGGAUAUCUUAUCAAAGAUCGUCUUCAACAGCAAUGCGCCGUUUGCCGCGUCAAGGCAGCACAGAGGUUCAUCGUGUGCUACCCAACCCUAGAACUUUCCGCAGGUACGGAGAACAAUCAGACUCUGAAAGACAAUCGCUUAUGGCGCUGGUUGACGAAUAUCAGUCUGCAGAAAGACGGAUACCACAACAGCCUCUUCAAGAGACACCGGUUAGUAAAGGAGAAAAAAGAGUAAGAUGGGGACGUGCCACAUUUCAGCGCUCAACUUCACUGGAAACACCACCGGUGGAUUUUUCCCGGCAGAGACUGAUGUUAGUCCGCCAGGAUUCAGUGGCAGGGUCGUCGUCUUUACCUGACAAACUAGAGGAGAGAUCUAGUGAUAAUUCUUAUAAAUAAUCACAAUAUUUAUUUUUAUUCGGAUAAAAUUUCUAUUUUCAAAAAGAAUAUAAUCUAAUUAUUGUCUUUGCAUAAAUUAAUGUUGUGAUCAGAAAUAAUUUCCAAUAUGAGAUUAUUUUAUAAUUACUUGAUGCAAAAUGAAUUGUUAUAUAUUUUUAUUAAAAAUUCAAAUGUUCAUUAUUAUACCAUAAACCAACAAUAGAAAAAUAUAUCAAAAUCAUAUUAUGUUUAAAAGUAGCAACAAAGUGGUCAUUGAAUUUUGAUUUUUCUCACAAUUUUUUAAAGCAAAAAUUGUUUUUCUUCAAAAUUUUCAUAUCUGUAAGAUAAUAAAUUUUGACCAUGCAAUGAUGCAAUUAGGAACAAAUUAGCUGCCUUUAAAACAAAUCUCCAAUACUAUAAAGUACCUCAAACAAUUGACAAGUUCAACCCAUAUUUCAGGAAAAAGAUUGUAAAAAAUGCAUAUAAAGUUAGAGGCUCAGUAUAAAAGUAUAAAAAUGCCUCUCAGCAACAAUUGUUGAAAAGAAAUGUUGACACAUUUAAAUAAAUAUCCAAGCAACAAAACCAUUAUAAAAGAAUAAAAAUAUAUUGUUUAUUGUU